Messenger RNA from Fragaria vesca subsp. vesca, 1755 nucleotides. RefSeq names its product U-box domain-containing protein 4-like. Gene Ontology annotation, cellular component: nucleus; cytoplasm. NCBI's taxonomy places the organism in Eukaryota, Viridiplantae, Streptophyta, Magnoliopsida, Rosales, Rosaceae. Gene Ontology annotation, molecular function: protein binding. Bases 1 to 1350 code for a protein of 449 amino acids. The transcript is spliced from 2 exons. The record is from RefSeq and is a predicted model, not a curated record.
AUGGUUUCUCUGGAAGAUUCUCAUUCCGGGUCGAACCAUUUCCCUCUGACCCGGAACUUCUACUCUCCGUCGUCUACCAGGAUUCACCGGAACACCGGCCGGUCCAUGCGGACAAUCCGGUCGAAUUUCUACCAGGAGGAUCAGAGCUGCUGCUCCUUCGCCGAGAGAUCGCCGUUCGUGUCUGAGAAUCUGACCGAUUCCGUUGUGGACAUGCGUCUCGGCGAGCUGGCCCUGCGCACCUCCACCAGCUCCGGCAAGUCCACCGCCGCGUCCGCCGAGGAGUUCCUCCAGCUCUCCCAAGCCUUCAGCGACUUCUCCGCCUGCAGCAGCGACAUCUCCGGAGAACUGCAGCGGCUCGCCUGCUUGCCGUCGCCGGAAAACGCGCCGAGAUCGGAGUCGGAGCCGGAACCGUGCGAGGGGUUUUUACAGAGGGAGAAUUUCUCCACUGAGAUUAUCGAGAGCAUUUCGCCGGAGGAUCUCCAACCGACGGUCAAGAUCUGUGUGGACGGGCUUCAUUCACCGUCGAUUGCCGUCAAGCAAUCCGCUGCGGCCAAGCUGAGGCUUCUGGCUAAGAACCGAGCUGAUAAUCGGGCUUUGAUCGGCGAGUCAGGUGCGGUGCCUGCUCUGAUUCCUCUGCUCCGGUGCAGUGAUCCUUGGACUCAAGAACACGCUGUAACUGCUUUGCUCAACCUAUCGCUUCACGAAUCAAACAAGGCUAUAAUCACCAAUGCCGGAGCUAUAAAGUCGUUAGUGUAUGUACUCAAGACCGGAACGGAGACCUCUAAGCAAAACGCAGCUUGUGCUCUUCUGAGCUUGGCGUUAAUGGAGGAGAACAAGAGCUCAAUCGGAGCUUGCGGAGCUAUUCCUCCUUUGGUUUCGCUGUUGAUAAGUGGAUCCAUGAGAGGAAAGAAAGAUGCUUUGACGACUCUGUACAAGCUCUGCUCGAUCAGGCCUAAUAAAGAGAGGGCAGUGAGUGCCGGAGCGGUGAAGCCUUUGGUGGCGCUUGUGGCGGACCAGGCGACUGGCUUGGCGGAGAAGGCGAUGGUGGUGCUGAGUAGCUUGGCUGGAAUCGAGGAGGGGAAGGAGGCUGUUGUUGAGGAAGGUGGGCUUGCAGCACUUGUGGAAGUGAUUGAAGAUGGUUCAGUGAAAGGGAAGGAAUUUGCGGUUCUGACGCUGUUGCAGCUGUGUACUGAGAGUGUGAGGAAUAGAGGGUUGCUAGUCAGAGAAGGAGGGAUUCCGCCUUUGGUUGCGCUUUCGCAGUCUGGGACUGUUAGAGCUAAGCACAAGGCUGAAACGCUUCUUGGGUAUCUGAGAGAGCCGAGGCAAGAAGCGUCCUCUUCAAGUCCUUAAAGAAGAGAAUAUAGGUACUUUUACUACUUAGAGAGGAUCUAUGUCUAUGGUGCCAUUGUUGGUUGUUUUUGAUGUAUAUAGGGAGUGUUAUUUUCCUGGUUUGUACAGUGUGGUUAAAAAUCUAGGAAGAAUGUGAUUGUAGAAGGGAGAGGUUAGAGGGAGCUAGUGAGUAAGACACUGACUCUUAGAUGUAUGAUUUUUAACUAGGUUUUGGGGCAUUUCUAUCUUGUCUCCUCUUCCCCAUUUUUUUAUUGACUUGGUUUUUGUAGGGGUGGAAUACUUGUUUGCCUUCUUGUUUUUGGGUUGAUAAGAUUUGGGUUCUUAUCCUUGUGUUUUGUCUGGGUAACCCGAAUUUUCCUUGUAAUGACAGAUAGUAUGAACUGCUUGGACAAUAUAUUUAUAUCC